Messenger RNA from Electrophorus electricus (electric eel), 5408 nucleotides. RefSeq names its product STE20-like kinase b (gene slkb). The record is from RefSeq and is a predicted model, not a curated record. Gene Ontology annotation, molecular function: protein serine/threonine kinase activity; ATP binding. NCBI's taxonomy places the organism in Eukaryota, Metazoa, Chordata, Actinopteri, Gymnotiformes, Gymnotidae. Gene Ontology annotation, biological process: protein phosphorylation.
GAAGGCCAAGACGAAGACGAAGACGAUUUAGCUGCUCGUGAACGCGCAUACGAUAAAUCCGCGCUCCCUUGUCGCGCGCGCAGUAGACUGCAAAGUGCGGUUAAUGUUUUACGUCGCGUACUAGAGCUCCUCGGGGACUGUAAUUCCACUGAUUUUUUUAAUCGUCCACUUAUCGGUCUUCAGUUAUAGAGAAAGCGAGUUCGGAAAUUAGGUGUUAUUUGAUCAUUCGUGAGUUAAGAUAACAAUAACAACCACGGCUUCUCUUCACCUUGUGUCAGAGUCAGUCCGGUCCACGGGUAUAACCGUCCGAGACUGUUGUGUGGCUUUCUAAUAAGCUAACCCGGUAGAUAGCGCAUUAGCUAGCCAAUACUCUAGCAUCUCUAGGUUUGGCUUUCAUCACCUGCUUUGUGUGGCUUGUUUACAGAAUAACGUUAGUUAGUAGCGCUUUAAUACGUGGGAGACAGCUGAAAAAUAACUUCGAAGGACUGAAUAAUUUUUAUGACUUAGCCCACGCUAGCCUGUAACUAAAAGAAAAACUUAAAUAUUUUAAACAACUAGCUAGCUACAUAUCCUUUGUAUCUAACGCUACCUGACAACACGUUUAAUUCCACCACUAGAAAUAGUCAAGAAUGCUUGUUGGUUUUUUAACUAGACGCUUUCUGGAUUACCAAAGUUACAACUGAGCAGUAAUGAUGUAUUAAUUAUUUUAUCCGUAUCAAGUGAAUUGAUUGUUUCCACGGAUAACCUAAUUUGCCUAUCAACUAGACCGAGACGCUGACCAUGUCUUUUUUUAAUUUUCGGAAAAUAUUUAAGUUGGGUCCAGAGAAGAAGAAAAAGCAAUAUGAUCAUGUUCACAGAGAUGUAAAUCCAGAAGAAAUCUGGCAGAUUAUAGGAGAAUUGGGGGACGGAGCUUUUGGGAAGGUGUACAAGGCUCAGAACAUCCAGUCAGGAACAUUGGCUGCAGCGAAGGUGAUUGACACUACAUCUGAAGAGGAGUUGGAGGACUACAUGGUGGAGAUUGACAUUCUGGCAUCGUGCGACCAUUACAACAUAGUCAAGCUCCUAGAUGCCUUCUACUAUGAGAGCAAACUCUGGAUCUUGAUUGAGUUUUGUGGUGGAGGGGCGGUUGAUGCAGUGAUGUUGGAGCUGGAGAGGCCCCUCACAGAGCCGCAGAUCCGGGUGGUGUGUAAGCAGACUCUCGAGGCCCUUCUCUACCUGCAUGAGAACAAGAUCAUUCACCGCGACCUGAAGGCUGGAAACAUCCUGUUUACACUGGACGGGGACGUCAAACUCGCGGAUUUUGGGGUAUCGGCCAAAAAUACUAAAACACUCCAACGCAGAGACUCGUUCAUUGGAACUCCAUACUGGAUGGCUCCAGAGGUGGUGAUGUGUGAGACGUCAAAGGAUAGGCCGUACGACUACAAGGCCGACAUCUGGUCCCUGGGCGUCACACUCAUCGAGCUGGCCCAAAUCGAGCCCCCCAACCACGAGAUGAACCCCAUGCGUGUGCUGCUCAAGAUUGCCAAGGCCGAGCCGCCCACCCUCAUGCAACCGUCCAAGUGGUCUCCUGAGUUCAGUGAUUUCCUGAGACAUGCGUUGGACAAGAACGUAGACAACAGAUGGAGUGCUGCGCGGCUCUUCCAGCACCCGUUUGUGUCCAGUGUAGCUGAUAACAAACCACUGAGAGAGCUAAUAGCUGAGGCAAAGGCUGACGUCACAGAGGAGAUAGAGGAGUCCGAGGAGGAAGAUCAUGAAGGACAGCUGCUGCUUCCUGGACACAAGCGUGCCUCAUCAGAUGCCAGUGUUGGGAGUUCUGAGGAUGAGAAACUUUCCCAGUCUCCCUCUAUCUUGGAAGUGGUUCCAGAGAAAAUUGAGGAGAUUGUUGUUCCCAAGAUUCCAGAUGUGGACCUGCGAAAUGAGCUGUGUGAACAAGACACCUUUAACGUGCAGGUGAACCACAUUCUGGAAACACCAACACCUACUGUUGAAGAACUGUCAAAGACACUAAGCUCAACUGUAAAAUCCCAAGAGCCUAAAGAGGAGAAGAACCCUGUAGAAGUCUCUGAAGUUGUUCUCAAACCAGAAGUUCCUUCUUCUCAACCAGACAUUAUGAAGUCAGGUGAAAAGAUUGAAGAGAGAGAACAGCCAGCACAAGAAAAGAAGAAAGUGGACACAGCUCAAAACGAAAGUAUAAUGCAAGAUAAUGAUAAAGUGCCAAAGGAAGUUGUCACCGCAGCUUCCUGUCCAUCCGAAACCUCCAGUGAGGAAGUGAUGAUUCCAGUCACUCCCAUCAAACAGGAUGACGUACCUGUGCCUGAGGACAAACCUACACCAUCAUGCUCCCCUGUGAAAGAAAAAGAGAAAAGAGGAGUGGAGGAAGGAAAGUCCACAGUAGAGAAUGAGAAGGAGAGGAAGCCCAGGUUUCAGAAGAAGGACUCCAGGAGUGGACCAGCAGCAGAUGACAGCAACAUAGACCUGAAUUUGUCAAUCUCCAGCUUUGUAAGCAAAUCUAAGGAGCAAGGAUCCAUGCAGGACACAAAGCGUCAGAAGAAGACCCUGAAGAAAACCCGCAAGUUUAUUGUGGACGGCGUGGAAGUCAGUGUAACAACAUCCAAGAUCAUCACAGACAAUGACACCAAAAACGAGGAGAUGAGAUUCUUAAGGCGUCAGGAGCUUCGAGAGCUGAGACUGUUGCAGAAGGAGGAGCAGAGGGCCCAACAGCAGCUGAGCACAAAGCUCCAGCAACAACGCGAGCAGAUCUGCAGACGCUUUGAGCAGGAGACCACGGGUAAGAGGCGGCAGUACGACACGGAGGUGGAGACCCUGGAGCGGCAGCAGAAGCAGACCAUCGAGCGGCUGGAGCAAGAGCACACGAGUCGCUUGCGUGACGAGGCCAAGAAGAUGAAGGCCGAGCAGGAGCGGGAGCUCUCCAAGUUCCAGAGUGUGCUGAAGAACUGCAAGAAGGAGGAGCAGGAGUUCCUGCAGAAGCAGCAGCAGGAGUUGGAUGGCGCGCUCAAGAAGAUUAUCCAGCAGCACAAGCACGAGCUGGCCACCACCGAGCGCGACUGCCUCAACCACAAGCAGCAGCUGCUCCGAGCUCGGGAGGCAGCCAUGUGGGAGCUGGAAGAGCGUCACCUGCAGGAGAAGCACCAGCUCUACAAGCAGCAGCUCAAGGACCAGUACUUUAUGCAGAGGCACCAGCUGCUCAAGAGACACGAGAAGGAAAUGGAGCAGAUGCAGCGCUACAACCAGCGGCUGCUAGAGGAGUUGAAAACGCGGCAGGCCCAGGAGCGCACCAGGCUUCCCAGGUUCCAGCGAGGGGACGCCAAGACCCGCAUGGCCAUGUUCAAGAAGAGCCUUCGCAUCACCUCAGCGGGCGCCACGGCCGAGCAGGAGAGGGAGAAGAUCAAACAGUUUGCUUUGCAGGAGGAGAAGAGGCAGAAGAACGAGAGGCUCCAUCAGCAACAGAAACAUGAGAACCAGAUGAGAGACUUGCAGCUGCAAUGUGAUGCCAACAUCAGAGAACUGCAGCAGAUACAGAAUGAAAAAUGCCACCUGCUGAUUGAGCACGAAACACAGAAGCUGAAGGAGCUGGAUGAGGAGCACAGUGCUGAACUGAAGGACUGGAGAGAGAAGCUGCGGCCCAGGAAGAAGGCGCUGGAGGAAGAGUUUGCAAGGAAGCUUCAAGAGCAGGAGGUCUUCUUUAAGAUGAGUGGUGACUCCGAGUGCCUUAACCCAUCCACCCAAAGCCGCAUCUCCAAGUUCUACCCUGUCCCCACUGUUCACUCCACCGGGUUUUAACACCCACUCGCAUGCAUACACGCAUGAUGGCACACGCAUACAUAAACCGACUAGGGCAUUGCAAGGAGCAUGCAUACCUGUGUAUUUAAUAAACUUAUAUAAAGGCAUAAUAACUCUAAGCUACAUUAUGUGCUACGUUCUAAGCUACGCAAGUGGGUUUUAGCGUGGUGUUAUGAGAGAUUUUCAGCACACGCUGUAAGAGAGGAACGCAACUGCACUAUUGUGACUGAACCUUGGAUGCCUUAGCCCUCUAGUCUUAUAAGUGGGCUUAUAAGAUGGGGGGUAAUUUGCUCUGUAAAGAGGGUUUACCCCUUCUUUUCUGAGUCUGUGGGAGGAUUAAGCCACUCCUGUAAGCUGCAAGACACGGGUUGUGUUUUGUUUUGCGUUUUUUGUUUUCAGCCUUUUUUUUUUUUUUUCUUCAAGCCUAAUGAAGAUGAACAUAAAGUACAGUAUUUGUUGAAGAAAUGAUGACCUUAGUUAAUUAAAGGAAGCCUUCCUUUACCACCCUAUAUAUUUUGGAGUGUUUUGUUUGUUUAGGUUUUUUUUCUGUCUCUUUAGUGGCUCUUGUGCCUGUAUCUGGUGCCUGGAUUUUUUUCCUUUUUAGAAGUGAAAUUUUACACAAAUGACCCCCAUUGCACUAGCAAGUGGAAAAUGUUAAAGCUAGAAACAGGCUGGUGUCAUGAGUGAAAUCAGUAGAAUGAAAUAUCAGUAAAGAGUUGAGGGAAAAUAUUUAUUUGACAAAUCAUGACAAAUGUGAAAAAUGAAAAUGAAAUGAAGGAACUGAAUUCCAUGAACUUUUAAUUAUACAAAUUGUGGUUGAAAUGCACAGAUGCUUUAAUAAUUAUUUUUGUUUUUAAUAUUAUUGCAGUGUGAAUGUUUCCUGGAUUUAAAAAAAAAGAAAAGUGAAUUUGAAAUGUUCUUGUGAUGUCUUUCUGACUGGCUCAGCUUUAAGCGUACUGUAUUUGGUUAGGUAUGUUCAUGUAUGUAUGCAUAUCAGUUCAAGAUUAUGCAAACCUAAAACUGGUCACUGUGGUAUGAAAAGUGUCUAUAGCAUUUUAUAGUAAUAAUAUGCAAUAUGAAAGGUGUGAAUCUCACUAAAAACAUACCAGCUCCAGUUUGAUCUAAAAGUCUAAAGAAAAAGAAAUGUUCUGUCUUGCAUUUCAGUGCCAAAUACUGUCUGUGGUUAUUUUGGAACUAGAAUACAUGCUUUUACAGGUUAAUUUUGCUGUUAGCAACACCAUAGUUUCUUACUUAAUGAUUUUGUAUAAAGUAAAUCCUUGUGGGUUUUUUUUUCUUUCGAUUUUUCCCUAUUUGUAUCUGUGCUUAUAGGAAAUGCGAUAUCUUUAACAUUAUUUCAUUUGAGUUACAGUACUUUAAACCACAAAAGACACUGAAUUUAAAGUGCAUAUACCAUUAAUUGAUUAUGCUGUAAACAUCUUUAAAAAACUCAAGAAGUAGAUACAUUUGUCUUAUUAAAUAGAAAAAAAGUUUUAAAAGAAACCUAAUGGCACUUUAAGUUGCUUUUGUUUUUGUGCUGCAGUGUGAUUGGCUUCAGAGCAUCAGUGCUUUUACUUAUAUUUAGUAAACCACUAGCCUGAUGAACGCAA